CGACUGCACGAAUCCGAAGUUUUCAAGACACUUUUUUUUAUUUACUAAGCUGCAAAAUCAAGUUCAUCAUGGAUUGUGGAUAUGAUCACGAGCCUGAACCAGACCCAAUGUUUGAAGGUGACACAGCCCUUGGAUCCAUUGACGAGGUGUCAGGAUUCCUAAACCAACUUGUAGAUCAGUCCAUCACAGAUCUUAUCAAACAGGAUAUCACUCGCGGUGAGUUUCAGGAUGAAGAGUUGCCAUUACCAGGUCUUAAAGAAAAGAAAAUGAAACAAAAAGAAGAAGAAUUUGCUACAUCAAAGUCACUGCCAUGCCUGAAUUUGAAGCAAAUGGAUGGCAUUCCCAAAAGUACAAGCACACCCAUGCAGAAGACCAGUUCUCUACCUAGUGUGAGACAGAUUAAGCCAUCUCCAGUAAGGGUGGACAACUGGGAUAUGCGGAGAAAUACAUUGAUAAGGCAGUAUCAGAAGGCUAUGAUUGACUCCCAUGUUUACCACAUGCCGUCGGUGAUCCAAGGAAAACCAGAAACAGGAUCUAGACCAGUAACUCUAUCUGAUUUAGCUGUUCCGCAGAGUCCAGCAAAGAUUCCUCAAGUGAUCAGCAGUGGUACCAAUGUAAUUGCUCAGGACAACAAUAUGGAUGAUAAUAUAGAGGAGAUGAUUGGGGAAUUUGUCAGUGAAUCACUAUUAUCUAUUACCAAUGAAAAGGCUGACCAGGGGAAUGAGAUGCAAGAAAACAGCUUGGAUGAUCAAGUUGAUGAUUUCAUUGCCACUUCCCUGAGCUCGAUUGUGAGUAACACAGAAUCUCUACAGGCAGAGAGAGAGAUGGAGAAAGAAAUCCACGAAGAUGAGGAAGGUCAUUCUGUGAAGCUUACAGCAACCUCUGUUGUCAGCAAGGCUGAGAGAGAGAUGGAGAAAGAAAUCCAUGAAGAUGAGGAAGGUCAUUCUCUGAAGCUUACAGCAACCUUUGUUGUCAGCAAAGCUGAGAGAGAGAUGGAGAAAGAAAUCCAUGAAGAUGAGGAAGGUCAUUCUCUGAAGCUAAAUACAGCAACCUCUGUUGUCAGCGAGGCUGAGAGAGAGAUGGAGGAAAAACUCAAUGAUACAGAAAGUCAUUCUGUUAAACGUGCACCAACUUCCCUUGAGAGUGUGGCAGAGAAAGGUGUUGCUGGCCUCAGCUCGACUACUUUAGACAUGACCAAGCCAUCUUUGGACAUUGGCAGUGAGAGAAAGCCAUCCUCCAGCAGCAUUUUUGGUUUAUUAUUCAAAAGGAGAAAAUCCAAUGGCUCACGCAAGUUGAAGUUUCCAUGUUUUGGAUUUGUGUUUUGCACAGUACCACAAGAUGUUGACGAAGAUGCUGGUGAUUCUGGUUGCAGCUCAAAAAUCAAUCCUGUCAAAAAACCUGGAUUUCUGAAAAGAUUGUUCCCUUGUCUUAGGAGAAGAGGAGCUAGGGUAGCUCCCCUAUAACCGAGUUUUAAGUUUUAGGAUUUUAACGAGAGAGUUCUUUGUUGUACUUAGUUCUGGGAAGCAUAUGUGUGGUUGCCUCUUCUCUUUUUUCUUUUCCAGACACAAGUUGUUUAUGGUUUUUGGUGAGGUUCUCAUUGGAGGUGGCAAAUAGAUGAUUUGGAUUAUUGAUUUUGAAGUAUAAAUUCUAUGUUUGAGUCAAGUGCAAAACAAUUCAUUUUCAUUUUAGCAUAUACUAAAUGUGGAUUGUUUUGGUAGAAGGAAAAUGUUACAUUCUUGUGUUUUGAUUAUUUUUUUUCUAAUGAUACUUUUCAUGCUUGAUCAAGUCUGGCACAAUAAUACUUUAUUGCUUGAGUGUGGUAGAUAUUUAUUAUUUUGCUGGAAGAGAAAUGCAACAUUUUUUUGAUUUUUAUGAGAAUUGUAUUUAAAUCUAGAGCAGUAUUAUGAAUCAUAUAGCUUAGAGUACAAUAUUUCAAGGAUCUUUGAUAAUUUCUGAGGAUAAUAUAUCAUAUAUGUUUUAUUAUGGGAAUGGUGGAUUUGACUGAUAUGAUUGAAGAUUGAUACAACAAUUUAUGAUCUUUGAUGUAGUACAAUAAUUCUUUGUCAUUGCAGCGUGGUAGGUAUAGUAUAGAAUACAUUGCUUUUGGUAGGCGAAACAUUCUGCCUGAUUUUUUUAUGGUCAAUAUCUUUGAUGAUUGAUUCUAUAGAAUGUUUUUAUCAUAGGAACAUAGAAUAUAUUAUUCAUAUACCUUUUUUAUUGGGCGAGUGCAAUAUUUAAAUGAUUUUUAUUGAUAUCAACGAAUUACGGCACUUUUUUGUUGGAGCCUUCUAAUGUAAUAAUUCUUUAUCACUGGAUACAAUGAAUGUGGGGUUAUAUAAGGUUGUAAAUCAAAUUUCUUCCCUGUACUAACUCGUAUAUCUGGUAUAUUUUGAUACGUGAAACUAGCUCUAAGUACAGUGACUUCAAUAAGCACUAUUUAUGAAUACAGGGGUAUCUUUGAGGAAUUUUGUAACAGGCGUCGUCACAAUUCAAACUUGCUGUCAUUGGACUGUGGUGUGAUUCACUGGGGCACGGUACUUGCCUAUUAUUAUUGUAAUAUGGUUCUAAUUACAUACACGAGAUAGCAAUACUUUGUGUUAGUUAACUGUUGCACUGUAGUACACACUGGUAUUGUCACUGCAGGUCAGUAUUAUAUACUGAAGCUUGGUUAGAUUACCUGGGGUGUGAUAUUGCAGGUGUAUAAUAUAUUAUUACAGAAUGGUUCUUGUAUAAUCAUCAUUGGAGUGUGGUAUGCUACACUAAGAACCAGUGGUUGAGGUGUAUGCUAUAUUAGUGUUCUACUCUUGUUAUCAUUGGAGUGUGGUAUGCUACACUAAGAACCAGUGGUUAAGGUGUAUGCUGUAUUAGUUUUCUACUCUUGUCAUCAUUGGAGUGUGGUAUGCUACACUAAGAACCAGAGGUUGAGGUGUAUGCUAUAUUAGUGUUCUACUCUUGUUAUCAUUGGAGCGUGGUAUGCUACACUAAGAACCAGUGGUUUAGGUGUAUGUUAUAUUAGUUUUCUAGGCUUGUUAUCAUUGGA
Molecule: messenger RNA, 3040 nt
Organism: Mizuhopecten yessoensis (Yesso scallop)
Lineage: Eukaryota; Metazoa; Mollusca; Bivalvia; Pectinida; Pectinidae
Exons: 5
Coding region: 69-1463 (464 amino acids)
Source: RefSeq, a predicted model, not a curated record